AUAAAUAAGUAAACAUGCAAGCUAACGUUCUGUUUGGUUUUCCUUGCUAAAUUUUAGUAAUUUUAAUAGAAAUUCUAAAUAUAUUAACUUAAAAAAAAACUAAAAUAGUUUAGUUUCAUUAGUCACGAAAAAAAUAACUAAAAAAACUCGGGUACUCUCCGUGGGGGUACUCUCCGUGGGCGGUAUCACUGACCCACAGGCCACAGGUACCUGAGCUGCUUCGCGCCCUCGCCAGCGCGACGAGCUCGACGGGGUAGAACCAAGUAACCAACGCACACCACGCACCAUAGGCUUCUCCAUGGCCGCCGCCGCUGGCACACGCUGCCGAGACCCCACCGCGGACCCCACGUCCCAGUUCUUCGUCGACGCUGCCCAUCCGUACGCAGUCGCUGCAGCCACCGCGCUCACCUCCCACCGCACCAAGUCCAAGUGGUCCCACCUCUCUUCGGUCCCCGUCCCUUCCCCCCUCCCGGCCUCCGCCACCGCUGCCGUGCUCCUCCUCCUCCGCCACCGACCGCACACCGCGCUCCGCUUCCACGCCUUCGCCCUCCGCCGCCUCCUUCCCUCCCGCUCCCCUCCACCUCUCGUCUUCUCCGCCUCCGCAGCCCACGUCGCGGCGGCCUCCCGCCUCCGCGGCGCCGCCCUCACCGUCCUUGCCUCCGCCUCCCGCCACUACUCACCGGCCCAGAUCUUCAACGCCCUCGCCGCCACCUACCGCCGCUUUGCUUCGGCCCCAUUCGUCUUCGACCUGCUCCUCCUCGCCUACCUCCGCUCCCGCCGCGACGCCCUCGCCGCGGCCUCCGUCGCCCGCCGCAUCCUCGCUGCCGGCGCCCGGCCGCUCCCCUCCACCGCGGCGGCUCUUCUUCGCUCCCUCCCUUCCGCCACCGCGGCCCUCGACAUGUAUCAUCAAAUCUAUACGCAUCCAAGUCCACGGAGCAAUCACCUCCUCCUGCCGACCGUUCACACCUUCAAUUCUCUCCUCCUUGCUUUCCACCGCGAAGGCAAGUGUGACGGAUUCAAGAUUGUGCUCCAGGAAAUGGGCAAAUAUUCCUGCAAGCACAACGUGUGCACCUACAGCAUCAUGAUGGCUGAGUACUGCAAUGGCGGACAUGUGGAGAAGGCACGGGCACUGUGGGAUGAGAUGAUUCAGGAAGGGAUCCAGCCUGAUGUAACUGCGUACAACACAAUGAUUGGUGGGUAUUGCCAUUCUGGGGAGGUAGGGAUGGCAGAGGAAAUGUUUAAAAAUAUGUUGAUGGGUGAGAUCGAUCCAAGUGCCACAACGUAUGAAUGGUUAGUUAGAGGGCAUUGUAUGUCACGGGAUGCUGAGGCAGCAAUGCUUGUGCGUGCAGACAUGAAAAGGAGGGGGUUUGGGUUGGCGCCAGAGGCUAUUGAGGAAUUGUUGGAUGGAUUAUGUCAAAAUGGGAGAGUUGAGGAUGGCUUGGGUGUUUUGCGAGAGGAGAUGAAGAGGGAAGAGUUUGUGCCAACUCGGAGGAGUUACGAGGUGUUGAUUAGGGGGUUUUGUGGUGAAGGGGAGGUGGAGGUGGCAAUCAGACUCCAAGCAGAGAUGGCUGGAAAAGGAUUCAAUGCUGGCAGCGAGGUGUACCAUGCAUUUAUUAGUGCCUAUGAGAAGUCUGAAAACUAUGAGAUGGUGGAGAAGUUGAGGAAGGAAAUGGCGGUGAUGGACACUUAGGAUCUGAUAAUUGGCUUGGAUAUUACACAGUGAUGCAUGGAUUUCAGCCUCAGCUUAUUGCAGUUGAGAACUCUGACAGCACGAUGGAAAGCACAGGACAAGCAGCAUCUACCCCCAGUUAAAUCCUUCUCUUCGCCAACAACCUUGUGAGAGGGCUCUCAGUCGUGGUGUUGCUGAAUAAGGGGCAGAUGAGGGCAUUGGGCAUGCUCAGCUUUCAGGCAGUCAUUAUGUAAUUACUGAAUAUGUCCCUUGUCCUGCGCUUGACAGAGGGAGGCGAAGCUUCUCACAGCAACAGCACCACAGUCCACAACUGUGGCCUAGAGUUGUUAUUUGAAGUCCUGCUACUGCUCCUGGCCAAAGUGCUUAUCACGCUGUCACCUCUGCACCUUAUGGUGAUCCCUCACCCACUAGCAGCUAUCCACCUGUUCAUAGCCACUUGGACCACCUGCCACCCAGGCUUGCACAGUCUCUCUCUGCACCCCUCCCGGGGGAUAGCCCCCUGUGCUUAUCUUGUGGGAGCAAUUUCAUCAAAUGGAUUCACAGUCAAUGGCUUUGCAUCUUUGAUGAUUGUGUAAUGUGCGCGCUUCAAACAUGUCUUUGUUGCUCUAUCCGCUUUACCUGUCAGUGCAACAGAGGGUCUUGUAUUGUAUGUCAGGGUCACUCGGGGUAUUUAGCCUGGUUUGUUAGGAAAAUCAGUCCUACUACCUAUCUUGAUCCUAGUUGCACCAAAGCAGUGGUUGCCUAAGAUUGUACCUACUUCUGAUCUGUAGUUGGAUGGCCUGCUAAAACAGAUACAACAUCGAACCAGAUUGUAAUUGGAAGCCUCCACCAAGCCAAUAUAUGUAAAUCAGUAUAGAUGGUUCCUUUUCUGAAGCUAGUAUGGCUGGGUGGAUGGGGAUUCAUAAUCCGUGAUGAUGUGGGAGAGAUUGUGGUUGCAGGAAAGUUUGAAAGGGUGAGGGAUGCAUGCAAAAAGUGGAGGGCAGCUAUGGCUGCUCUCCGUCAGGCAAACGAGUGAUGUAUGACAAGGAUUAUCCUUGAGUCUGACGCUCUGAAUUUGGUGACUGCACUAACAAGGCCCACUUUUGAUCAUUAAGUAGGGAUUAUGCACAACUUCUGGAUGUUUUUUUUGUAACCGUUUUGGUGGCAAGCAGUUUAGCUGUGCCUGUAAUGCAAUUGAUUUCUCCUAAUUCCGCUCCAAAGGGGGGAAAAACCCAUUGAGUUGCAGUGUACUGUACUUCAAGGGCGUUGGACAACAGGCUAGUCUACACUUAAUUGUGCUGAAACAACUAUCCUGUUUGGGUCAGAGGAUUCUCAAAGGAAUUUUGAAGGAAUAAGUUCCAAAGGAAA
This is a messenger RNA of Sorghum bicolor (sorghum), 3037 nucleotides long. Its product is annotated as pentatricopeptide repeat-containing protein At2g15980. Gene Ontology annotation, molecular function: protein binding. The transcript is spliced from 3 exons. Lineage: Eukaryota; Viridiplantae; Streptophyta; Magnoliopsida; Poales; Poaceae. The record is from RefSeq and is a predicted model, not a curated record. The coding region runs from base 299 to 1690 and encodes 463 amino acids.